Messenger RNA from Helianthus annuus (common sunflower), 525 nucleotides. RefSeq names its product GDSL esterase/lipase At2g23540. Bases 1 to 525 code for a protein of 174 amino acids. Lineage: Eukaryota; Viridiplantae; Streptophyta; Magnoliopsida; Asterales; Asteraceae. Gene Ontology annotation, molecular function: hydrolase activity, acting on ester bonds. The record is from RefSeq and is a predicted model, not a curated record. The transcript is spliced from 3 exons.
AUGGAAGAGCAAGUCCAACAAUUUGCAACGGUUAGGGGAAACAUAACAGCAUUACUCGGGGAGUCUAAAGGUGAUGGUCUACUUCAAAAGUCCAUGUACAUCUUCAGCAUUGGAAGCAACGACAUCAUGGAAUACUUAUUCUCUCCUUUGAAGACUAUGACUCCCGAGCAGUUUGUAAUCAACCUUACCGACGCCUAUGCCAUCCACCUAAAGAACCUAUACAGUAUGGGGGCAAGAAAGUUUGGAAUAUUAAGUAUUCCACCAAUCGGGUGUUGUCCAUUUGCACGUUUUGUGUCUAAUGGGUUCAAAGACGUCGUGUCAGCAUGUUGUGCCGAUAAGACACCAUUUGGAUUAAGUGAAUGCUUGAAAGGAGUGCACCUUUGCAAGUAUCGGGAUGAUUAUUUGUUCUGGGACGCAUUUCAUCCAACUGAAAAAGCCUCCAAAUUGGCAGCUACUGUAGUGGUUUCUAGCCAAGAUCCAGCUUUUGUGUCUCCCAUAAAUUUUGGCAGUUUGAGAAAGGCUUGA